ACCUCAUUGCUAGGUCUGCUGUUCUGAGGGUCACACAUUUUUACACUCAUAACCCAUCUCAUCUUCGGUCUUGUUGGUCUAGGGGUCUCACUGUUUUACACAUACGCAUUACUGAGUCUCUGGUCCCCCUGGUCUGAGGAUUCCACUUUUCUACCCUCACACCCUGCCUCGUCUCCACUCCAGCUGGUCUGAGGACACUGCUCAGAAUGCCUGAGCCAACUAAGAAAGAUGAGCUGCCCAACGCCUCACCUCAAGAGAGUGUUGCCCCAGACAGUAGUGAGGCUCUGGCCCCUGCUGAGAUCCCUCCACAUCCAGAACCUGUAGAAACAGACCAGAAGACACCUGUGGAGCCUGUAGACACAGAGCAGGAGGAGCCUGUGGAGCCUGUAGACACAGAACAAGAGGUGUCUGUGGAGGCUGUAGACGCUGGGCUGAAUGAACCUGUGGCAACUAUAGAUACAGAGCAGAAGGAGCCUGUGAAAGCUGUAGAAACACACAUUACAGAACCUGUGAACGGUGUAAACACAGAGCAGCACGAGACGGUGGAGCUGGCAGAUACUGAGCUAAAGGACCCUGCGGAGCCUGUAGACACACAGCUGGCGGUGUCUGUGGAGGCUACAGACGUUGGGCUGAACGAACCAGUGAAGGUUGUAGACACAGAACUGAAAGCACCUGUGAAUGGUGUGGAGACAGAGGAAAAGGGGGAACAUGUGAAGGCUGUAGACGCUGGGCUGAAUGAACCUGUGAAGGCAGUAGACGCAGAGCUGAAAGAUAUUGUGAAUGGUGUAGACACAGAGCAGAAGGAGCCUGUGAAGGCUGUAGAGACAGAGAAGAAGGAGCCUGUGAAGGCUGUAGAGACAGAGAAGAAGGAGCCUGUGAAGGCAGUACAUGCUGGGCUGAAGAAGCCUGUGAAGGCUGUACAUACUGGGCUGAAGGAGCCUGUGAAGGCGGUGAAGGCUGUAGACACUGGGCUGAAGGAGCUUGUGAAGGCUGUAGACACAGAACAGAAGGAGCCUGUAGACUGUCAACUGAAGGAGAAGACUCCCAACACUGAUAAAGAUGAUGAUGCUGCUGCCAGAACUCCAUCACCGCAGCCCCCGUCAGAGGAGGCCAAUUCGCUCAAGAAACUGUCUAUUGAGCUGCCUAAUGAUAACGUCCCUGAGUCAGCCAUGGGAAGGAAAGACUCAGUCUGGUCCCUGGGAGAAGGGCAGCCUCCAGAGGAACUGGAAAAACCACCAGAGACCAACACCCAGCUCUCAACUCUCCUCAUUGAGAAACCCCAGAGUGGCUCCAUUUCCGUGGGUGGAGACAUCACCUUUGUUGCCAAAGUGGAGGCAAAAGACCUGUUGCGCAAGCCCACCAUCAAAUGGUUCAAAGGGAAGUGGAUGGACCUGGCCAGCAAGACAGGAAAGCACCUACAGCUGAAAGAGACCUUUGACCGUUUCACCAAGGUUCAUACAUUUGAGAUGCACAUCAUGAAGGCCAAAGAGAACUACGCUGGGAAUUACAGAUGUGAGGUCACCUACAAGGACAAAUUUGACAGCUGUUCCUUUGAUUUAGAAGUUAUAGAGGUUCCUGAAGUUGCUCCAAGUAUUGACAUACGAUCAGCUUUCAAAAGGAGCAGUGAAGGUCAAGACGAUGCAGGAGAGCUUGACUUUAGUGGGCUUCUUAAACAUAGAAUGAACAGGGAGCCGAAGCAGGAGGAGGUCCCGGAGAUAGACGUGUGGGAGAUCCUGAGGAACGCCAAGCCAGAUGAGUACGAGAGGAUUGCCUUCAUGUAUGGAAUCACUGACCUGAGGGGUCUGUUGCGGAGACUGAAGAGGACUAAGAAGGAGGAGAAGAAGAGUGAAGCUUUUGCCAAGAAACUGGAGCCAGCUUACCAGGUGGACAAGGGUGGGAAGAUCCGAUUUGUGGUAGACCUGGCCGAUCCCACCGUGGAUCUGAAGUGGUACAAGAAUGGCCAGGAGAUCCGGCCCACGCCUAACCAAAGGAAGUACAUCUUUGAGCACAAAGGCACCCAGCGGAUCAUGAUCAUCAACAACUGCACCGUGCAGGACGAUGCUGCCUACGCUGUCACUGCUGGCGAUGAGAAGUGCACUACUGAGCUGUUUGUCAAAGAGUUACCAGUGAAGAUUACAAAAGAGCUGGCAGCAGUGAAGACGACAGUGAACGAGCGAAUUGAGUUGGAGUGCGAGGUGUCUGAAGAGGGGGCUCAAGUCAAAUGGCUUAAGAAUGGCGUGGAAGUUCCAACCGGAGUCCGCUCCCGCUUCCGAGUCAAGAGCGAGGGGACCAAGCAUAUACUGAUCAUCGAUGACGCCACUAAAGAGGACACUGGCACCUACUCCCUGAUGGCCACCGGGGGCACCAGUCAGGCCCGCGUGCAGGUUGACCUGAAACCCCUGAAGAUUCUGCAGGACCUGAGCGAUCAGACGAUCCGUUUGGGCCAGCCGCUGAAGCUGCACUGUGAGAUCUACCCCGGGAACGUGCCGGGCCGCUGGUACAGGAACGGCCAGCUGAUCCAGCCCAGCGAACGCGUCAACAUCCUGCACAGAGCCAAGAACCACAGACUCGAAAUAGAGAGCACCACGAUCCAUGACGCGGGGGAUUACACCUUUGUGCCGGAGGGGUACUCCCAGAAACUCUUCGCCAGGGUCCACAUCAUAGAUCCUCCCAAGGUGCAUCUGGACAGUCUAAAUUUCCCUGACAACACAGUGAUCAUCGUGGCAGGGACCAAACUGCGUCUGGAGAUCCCCAUCAGUGGCGAACCUGCCCCCAGAGUUGUGUGGAUGAAGGGGGAGAGGGUGAUCCUUGACACGGGCAGCAGGGUUCGUGCAGAGACCUUCUCUGACCACACGAGCCUCACGAUAGACAUCACGGAGCGGGAGGACACCGGGAACUACAAGAUCGUGCUGCAGAAUGAAGCGGGAGAGGACACGGCCACUGUUAAAGUCAAGGUUGUAGACAUCCCUGAUGCCCCUGACGCCCCCUUGGUUCCUGAGGUUGGAGGAGACUGGUGCUUAAUGACCUGGGAAACCCCUCACUAUGAUGGAGGCUCACCCAUCUUAGGUUACUUCAUUGAAAGGAAGAAAAAGCAAAGUUCCAGGUGGAUGAGGCUGAACUUUGACCUUUGCAAAGAGACGACCUUUGAGCCUAAGAAGAUGAUCGAGGGCGUUCCCUAUGAGGUGCGGGUUUUUGCCGUGAACGCCAUCGGCUCAUCACGUCCCAGUGAACCGUCCAGGGCAUUUAUACCCCUGGCUGUGACCAGUGAGCCUACGAUGCUCGUGGUGGAUGAUGUCACAGACACCACGGUGACGAUGAAGUGGCGCCCUCCUGACACCAUCGGAGCUGCAGGGCUGGAUGGGUACCUGGUGGAAUAUUGCUUCGAAGGAACUGAUGAGUGGAUUGCGGCCAACACGGAGCUGACGGAGAAGACCAAGUACACCAUCACGGAUCUUCCCCCGGGGGGGAAGAUCUUGGUGAGGGUAAAGGCCAUAAAUAAAGCGGGGGCCAGCGCGCCACGAACUCUCCAACACUCCAUACUGGUCAAAGAAGUCAUCGAGCACCCCAAGAUCCGGUUGCCGAGACACCUGAAGCAGACGUAUAUUCGUAAGGUUGGAGAGGUCAUCAAUCUCGUUGUACCCUUCCUGGGGAAGCCGAGACCCAAGGUGAGCUGGCUGAAGGAGGGGAAGACCGUGGACCCCUCUCAGGUGAGCAUCCGCAACAGCGAGAGCGACAGCAUCAUCUUCAUCCGCAAGGCUGAGAGGAAGCACUCCGGCAAGUACGAGAUGAGCGUGCAGGUGGAGAACUACGUGGACACCGCCGUCCUGGACAUCCAGAUUGUGGACCUUCCUGGACCCCCACAGUGUGUGAAGAUUGAAGAGGUGUGGGGAGAGAAUGUAGCCUUGGAGUGGACCCCUCCGAAGGACAGUGGCAACGCACCAAUAACUGGCUACACCAUACAGAAAGCAGACAAGAAGACUAUGGAGUGGUACACAUGUGUGGAGCACUACCACCGUACCUGCAUCACCCUCACAGAGCUGGUGGUGGGGAACGAGUACUACUUCCGCGUCUACUCAGAGAACAUGUGCGGUCUGAGCGAGAGCGCCACCACCACCAAGGACAGUGCGCUCAUCGUCAAGGAGGGCAUGCUCCUGAAGGCCCCCGAGUACGAUGACUACGACUUCACCGAGGCGCCCCGCUUCACGCAGCCCCUGAUCAACACCUACGCCAUCGCCGGCUACAACGCCACGCUCAACUGCUGCGUCCGCGCCAAUCCCCGGCCUAAAGUGAUCUGGAUGAAGAAUAAGAUCGCCAUCAUAGACGACCCACGCUACCGCAUGUUUAGCAACCACGGCGUGUGCACCCUGGAGAUCCGUAAACCUAAUCCCUACGACGGGGGCACCUACACCUGCAAGGCUAUCAACGACCUGGGGGAAGCGCAGGUGGACUGUAAGCUUGAAGUCAAAGGGGGCUUUACCUUCUAUGAGCUAAUGCAGCGAGGAGUACCUUUACAUCUGAUUGAUAAGUACAUGAAUGAGACAAAGAGUUCUGAACAAGAGAGGAAGUGACCUGACUGACCACUACUACGCCUGGGCCUUCAUGAAACAUGCCACCACUAGUUUCCCAUCUCGCUUUCUCCUUAGCAAUUUGGAGACAAGGAAGAGGAGGGAUUUUGCUGUGCGCAGGCAUAGAGCUAGUUACCGUACCAUACCCUGUUAGAGUUCUUUCAUGACCAGCUGUUGCUUUCCCCUGUCCAUUUGAAGUUGUCACUUAAAGGCAGGUUUUGGAGCAUUUCCAUGUGUUAAGGACAACAGCUUUGUUGUAGACACAGAUAUGAUAGCCUGGAAAAUGCAAUACAGAAAGAAGGGAUGGGGGGAGGGGUCAGAGAAAUUUUCCCAGGAUUCAGAUUGAGGUAAAAAAUGUUUUAGGGUUAAAAAUGUCUCACAAUGUUUUGAAGGUGGGGGUUUUCUUUCAAUUUCUGUGACAGCUCUUCCUAAGUUUUGCCAGUCAGUUUCAGUGACUUAAGAUUCAAUAGGACAUAACUGGGGGAAAAAGACAAAAUUUUAGACAAAAUUUAUUUUCUGAUUGUUUCUCAGAUUGAAGAGAUUUCAGGUCUGGUUUUAAUUUGCUCAUUGAUUUUCCAGUAUGGCAAGGUUUCUUUGAUAACAAUUACAAUAGACACAUCUAGUAUUCCCUCUUGUAAGAUGUGAUAUUUAUUUGAACCAACAUUCAGUGUGUUUUAAGUGACUUUUUUCUGGAUUUUAUUUUUAUGUUGGUAUUGCAGAAAAACUAUAGCCUUGGUGUUGGGAUCUGAAUGCUGUUUCCAGACGGUUUCCUUUUUCUUUCUCAUAUUUUUGUUGUAUUUGCUCAAACUGCAUGACACCUGUCUUUCUCCAUGUGUACCAGUGUAUACCUGCACUCUCACUGUGCAGACCUGUGUUUGUCCGGUAUGUAUAUUUCCAUUUUGUUUGUGUUCUCCCUGUGUAUGCUAGUGUAUA
This is a messenger RNA of Megalops cyprinoides (Indo-Pacific tarpon), 5498 nucleotides long. RefSeq names its product myosin-binding protein C, slow-type-like. Gene Ontology annotation, molecular function: protein binding. NCBI's taxonomy places the organism in Eukaryota, Metazoa, Chordata, Actinopteri, Elopiformes, Megalopidae. The coding region runs from base 207 to 4568 and encodes 1453 amino acids. The record is from RefSeq and is a predicted model, not a curated record. The transcript is spliced from 34 exons.